Molecule: messenger RNA, 4519 nt
Organism: Bactrocera latifrons
Lineage: Eukaryota; Metazoa; Arthropoda; Insecta; Diptera; Tephritidae
Gene: bnl
Product: probable serine/threonine-protein kinase DDB_G0282963
Exons: 4
Coding region: 518-3994 (1158 amino acids)
Biological process (GO): animal organ morphogenesis; regulation of cell migration; cell differentiation
Cellular component (GO): cytoplasm
Molecular function (GO): fibroblast growth factor receptor binding; growth factor activity
Source: RefSeq, a predicted model, not a curated record
UUGCAUGCUUUAUAACUGUACAUGUAUAUACACAAGUUCAUAAUAUAUUAUACAUACAUACAUACAUCAGCAUAUAUAAAGUGCGAAACGAGUAUUUUGGAGUACAAGGUGUCAAUAAUAAAUUAUCAUUUUGUCAAUUCAAAAAAUUAAAAACCUGCUAGCGGAUUCCCGAAUACUUUCCAACAAAAUUAAAAAAAAAAAACAAUAAAAAUACAAUAACAACCGGGCCAACAAAACUGCAUGACUUUUGGCAGCGCGAAAGCAAGAAGAAUAGGAUUUAAAUACUUUAAUACCGAUCAAAGUGGCGACUUCUCCACAACGCGCUUCGAGUUUCUGUAUCGAGGACUCUCUGUCGCACAAUUAAUACGACUUAAGCGCCUCUCCCGCCCCAAGCCAAAGUCAAGCGCAACUGACGCGUCUUUCGACCCUCCACAAUUUUGUGUAAAAAUUUCCACAUUUACGCGCGUUCGGUUGUCGGCGAGCGUUAUUGGCUUAACGCCGCUUAUUUAUCUCGUUCAUGCGAAGGAAUUUACGCGUGUAUUGGAGGGCCCUAGCGCUGCUGGGUGCCCUCCUUUCGAUAAUCAUUGAUUGGCCGGGCAUGAUGGUGUGUGCGCUGCCAGUGACGCUAUUGCAGCCAACAACAACAACGACAGCAACAGCAAGUGCAGCAACAUUGCAACAGCAGCACGCUCUUACAAUGGAUAAAUUAUUGGCGGCGAAUGCGACUUACGGCGCGAGCGCUGCGCUCCAAAAUGCAACAAACACCUACCGCAGCGCUGACAAUGCAGUUAUUGCGGAUGGCGUGCCAGUGAAUGGAAAUUUCACAUUAAAUAUUAAUUUAAAUACAAAUCGAAAUAGUAGCCAUAGUAGUCACUAUAGUGAAAGUGAGCCGGAGCAAGAGCAGACGAAGCAGGAAGCGGAGCACGCGACGGCGGAAUUGUCAAAAAGCCGUCAAGCGAAAAACGCCACCACCAUUCUGGGCGCUAAUGCGAACAACAAACGCGCAGGUGGCAGCGUAAGCGCGCAUCAAGCGCGUGCGCAACAUGCGUCGCCAACAUCCAGCGGCGAUCAGUUGCACAAUGCGCAGCGCAUCAAAAUGCUGAAUUUGAUAUCGAACAAGCGUAAGCGUAAAAAACUCAGCGGCAGCGCACCGGCACAAGAGCUGGAUGACAGCAGCAACAGCAGCGGCAGCCGCGCAAACACAGAUCAACCGGUGCAAACAACAGUUGCCGGCGAUGAUCAUCAUACUACCACAACAACCACCGCCACAACACCACUUAGUUUUAGUGCAAAUAGUAUUAGCAAUAAAUAUUUAAUUACAAUUAAUAGAAAUCCUAAUGAAAAUCAACAAAUGGCCACGGCGCCAAAACGAACGUUAAACAAACUCGAAACUACUACUACUACUACUACUACCACAACGACAACAGCAAUACCUAACAAUGUUAAUAAUAAUAUUGCUAAUCGUUAUGUUAACUAUAUUGAAGAGCAAGUGCAAGCCACCAUCGAUGUUGCGCCCGAUGAUGAGGCGGCGUCGUUAUUUGGUAAUAUGCUCACCAGCACAAGCGCAAGCGAUUAUGAGGAUCAGUAUGAGAGCGCCAGCCGCUCCAGCAUAGCCUACUUCUAUACAACAGCGUCGCCCGACAAUGAUGAUGCUCUGCGGAGUGCUGUGUCAGCGGCGCCGCGAUCUCCCGCCUUCGCAUUCGCCUCAGCGCAUCACACUGCCAUACUGUUGUCGCGCACGGAGCGCAGCRUGCGCCAACCAGCGCCAGCAGCGGUGCAGGCAGAGGUCAGCGCGAGUAGGCGCGCUGUACGCCAUCAUGGCGGCGCCAAUAAUGCUGGCAUAGUGCGACGUUCCUCUGACGGUAGUCCGAAAUCGAGAAGACUGAACAAUUUUAGAAACUUAAAUGGCAGCAGGCACGUGCCCAACAAUUUGGAUCGUAACGAGCGCUCGACCAUCUCAAACUUGUCGGGUUUGUCGCGCAAAAUCCAGAUCUACAUCAAGAAUCGCUUCAUACAAUUGCUGCCGGACGGUACGGUGAAUGGUACACAGGAUGAACAAAGUGAUUACACCAUACUGCAACGUUCGACUGUCGAUGUGGGACGCAUCAAAAUCCAAGGCGUUGCCACCUGCCUGUAUUUGUGCAUGGAUGCAUGUGGCGCUGUUUAUGGCUCGCAAGAAUUCACCGACGAUUGUGUGUUCAACGAGAACAUGGAGCAGCACAACUACAACACUUAUUCAUCCACCUACAAUUCGAAUACACGGCGCGUCUACUACUUAGCGCUGAAUCGGCACGGCGAGCCGCGUAAGCUGCAAAUACCGCCAACCCGCUCGCUUGGCAAACUAGCCACCUAUACGAACGCCAUCACCGAAACGGUGGAUGAUGUACGCGUCGAACAACUGAUAGCGAAGAAUUUCGGCGAGAAUCGCAUUAAGCACGGCAUACGCCAACUCUGUGAUACGGGCAAACCAUUGGUCGACCUAAUCGAUAGCAAACACUUCAAAGCGCUCCCCAAGUGCAAUCCAAAUUCUAGUAAUAACAAUAGCGGUAGCAAUAGUAAUAGUAAUAGUAGUAGCAGAAAGAGUAGCAGCAGCAGCAGCAGCAGUAGAAGUAGUCUUAUAGGUAGUGAUAGUGAUAGCGGUAGUAGUAGUAUUAGCGGCCAAACAAUGAACAACGUUCCUGUUGCCAAUGAAAGAGGCGAGUCACAAAGCAGCACAGUCACAAAUAGCCAUAGCAACCACAACGGUCGGGGUGGCCAGCGGAGCGCCAACACGUYCAAUAGCAUGAGUAGUAGUAUUAGCAAUAGUCCGAUGGCGAGUAAUGACAGCCAUACUAGCGGUAAUAGUAGUCAAAGUGCGCCCGGCCAUCAGAAUCACAAUGGUGGCGGCGGCAAGAAGAAGAAGAAGCGGCGAAAGUGCCGGCCACACGAGAACGAGGAGGAGCACAAUUGCCAAAUGACGCCGCUAGCGCUACGCAAGCUCAAUAAUAAGAAGUGUCGAGAGCUGCAACAGCAAAGAAGGCAGCUUAAAGCGAAGGGCGAAGAAGUGCCCCUUAUGCCACUACCAGCGGAAUGUAAGAAAAAGAAGAAUGGUGGCGGCGGCGGUAGUGGUGGCGGUGCUGUUAAGAAGAAUCGCCAAAAUCAAAAUCAAGAUGCUAAUAACCGCAAUAGCRUUGGCGCCGAAGGCGCAAAUAACCGGCGCGGCAAGAAGUUGAAUGCGAAUGGCCGGCAAGCAGGUGGCGGUGGMAUGGGCAAUCGCAAUAGCGGCGCAAACCGCAAGAAAGGACGUAAUGGUGGCGCACAUGCGCAAAAGAAACUUAAAAAGCAGUCACCAGCAAAAAGUACCACCAGCACUACGCAGGCGACCAGCAGCAGUACGCUUACCACGGCCGCAACUACAACUACAACGCGCCAACAUACUGAAAGCACGACAAUAGCRACGGCGCUCUYAAUGACGCCCACCACCACCGAACUUGGCAGCGCGGAAGUAGAAGAGAGUUUAGACCCGCGCGCUGAGGCGACAAGCGUGCGCGUCGAACGUGAGCGCGAACAACGCAAUGUACGCUACACCAACUCCAUGGAGAAUGAUUUGCAACAAGCGAGCGCGGCGGCGACGGCGGCGGAGGCGGCGACCGCUGAUAAUGGUAAUUCGCGCGAGGACUCAACGGAAGCGGAAGCCAGCGAGGAGGAAGAACACGUUGAAGACGUAGUCGGACAGCUCAGUAGCGCGUCAGAUGAAGAUGACGCGGACGACGACGCUGACGAUAUGUACGACGAAAGUGAGGAGAGCGCGGCGGCAGUGCCGCCUGCUUCMUCGGCGGCUGCUACCGCAACACUGGCAACGAGCGGUGGCAAAGCGACAAUGACGCGCGCGCAGCUACUCGGCGAUGCAGACGAUUUUCUAUACUACGAUCAAUUGGAUUUCCUGCCAAUUGGUCUAUGGAAAUUACUUGCAUUGUACUGGCUGACACACUGGGCGCUACGGCGACGAACGUAACGGUUAUUGGCCAAAAUUAUAAUGAUAAUUGGACAAGCUAAAAUACGAAAUUCUAAAUUUACAAGCAAACACGUUCAUAAGUAGCGCAAUUGUUGCUAUUGUAGUUGUGAUUGUAGUGUAGCUCUACGUAUAAUGUACCGAUUACCCGCUACYCAUUUGCCAUGUCAUCAUUUACGCGUAUGUUGUUGUAUUCAUUGAAAUUACAAUAAUUUAUGAUCACUCAAAGAAAGUUAAAACAAAUUAGUCAACUUUGCAUUACAUAAUUGAAAUGUUGAGAAAUUUAGAAAAAGUCACUGAAAUCUCACGCCAUUAAAAAUAAAAGCUCGCACAUUUUCUAUAAAAUUUUCGCAAUUUUUUUUUUAGCCAAAUUCGAAAAGCACGAAAAUGUAAGCGAUGCUAACGGUGAAUUUACAAAAUGAGCGUUUUAAGUUUAGCAUAAAAAAUGUACAAAAAUACGUUCUACAUACCUAGYGGUACACAGGAAGUAAUAAUAGUAAAUUAAAUAAAAAUAACAAUAAUUGAAAA